AUGUACUACAAAGAUAUAGAGUGGAAAUCAUUCUCAAAAUUAGAAUUAAGCAUCGAUGGAUGUUCAAGAAAAUUAGCUGAAAUAGAACAACUGAAGGAAAGUGCUAAUUUAGCUAGGGAGGCCCUUAAAAACGAGGAUAGUGAUGAUCUGAGAGAGUGCAAACAGGAAUUUUACAAGAGAAUGGAAGAAUCGAUGAACCAAGUACGCCCCAACCCAUCACCCGCUUGGAUGAAGAAAGGGAAGACACAUACUACAGUAAAAGGAGAACUGCAAUUUGCCCAGCCGAAGAAGACAACCCAGAAAGGGAAAACUCCGAAUAGGAACCAGCAGAAAGAGAAAGAUGAGAAGGUGAAAAAUAGGAAAGAAAAAGAUCCUGUACCCCCAAUGGAGCAUUCAACAAAAAAGAAAAAUAAAAUAAUGUCUAGAGAGGAGUUGAAAGAACGACAUGACGAAAUUUUGUACAAAGAGAUAAGCGAAGAUGAAAUGGAUGAAAUUUGGGAUUUCAUUAAGGCCAGUAAUUACACAAAUAUACAAAGAAGUAUGAAUGCCGUUUAUAAUCAGGAUGAUAAUUACGAAUUGCCAUAUGGUUGUACGAUGAGAGAGAUUAGUGAGAAAAUUACAGAAAAUGAUUUAAAUUUGUGGAUUGCAAAACUACCAAAUGUUGUAAUACCAAGGGACAUGUUUAUAAUUUGGCAUUAUGUUCAGUCUUUUGGAAGAGAUAAAUAUUUAAAGAUGAAUGGGGAUUUGUGGAGAAUGUGUGGGCAUUUGCAGAAGGAAUAUAACAUACCAAAUGAUAUUAAAAAGAGAGAAUGGCUAGAAGUCGCUGGAUACCUGUCAAGUGAGUUACUGGAAAAGGAAAACAAUGAUUCUUUAGAGUUUAAAGAAUUAGUUAAAAAGGGAUUCUGCACGAAAGCGGAGUUUUACAAAUUCAUAGAUAAUACAAGGAGUUCGUGGAACAUCCUAACAGAUAUAAUGAUGGAUUCAUGGAAGGAGCGAUUAAUUGAAAGACUAAAAGGUUACAGCAUAGAAAAAGAGUAA
Messenger RNA from Plasmodium inui San Antonio 1, 1038 nucleotides. RefSeq lists its product as hypothetical. The record is from RefSeq and is a predicted model, not a curated record. Lineage: Eukaryota; Apicomplexa; Aconoidasida; Haemosporida; Plasmodiidae. Bases 1 to 1038 code for a protein of 345 amino acids. The transcript has a single exon.